AUGUCGUCCUUUCUCAUCCCAAGCACAAACCCAGGCCUAUCGGCCCGCGUCCAGGACUGGCUCAGCAGCGGAACGUCUCUUAUCCGCAAUCGCAACAACAGCAAGAUCAUCAUCACCUCCUCGAUCCUAGCCGUCCUCUCUGCCACCGUAGCACCGGCGAUAUACCGCGACUAUCGCGAUUUCAUCAGCCUGGGGCCAGGCGGCGUCCCGCACAAUGUGAUCGGGUGGCUUGGCGUGUCGCUGGUGCUGUGCCCGUUGGGGCGGGAGAUGUUCAGCACGGAGGUGUAUGAUCGCAAUCCAGAUAAAAGGAGCUUCUUGUCUGAGGCAGAUGUCCCUCGCCGCGAGGGGAGGAGGCCUGUUGUUGGUAGGCAUGUGGUGCCUCAGAGGCAGAUGGAUCAGAUUCCGGGAGCAGAGAUUAAGGAGAAACUCACUGCCGCCUUCACAUCUCUCUACCAGCAAAAUCAGCAUCUAGUCAAGCUCUCCACUUCGCUGCAUGAAAGCAACACCGAGGCACUCUUCCUCGCCGACGGUGUCCGCGGCAAUGAACCCGUUGCGACAGACAUGCUCCGCGAAAUCUCGCACAUCCAUGGGACGGGUGACUACUCGGUGCAUGUGACGCUGCCGCCGCAGGAUUGCAAAAAAGUCAUCCAGGCAGGCUGGGCCCAGCGACAUGCCUUCUCCGGGAACACCAUCUUCAAGCGCCUGGGCGUGAAACGUCUGCGUCUGCCGGCAGAAUACGUCCUCAUCUACGCGCCCCGCAACGAGGAGGAGCUGAAGACUGUCAUGAAGUUUGUCCGUGCCAGUGUGGCGUACCUGGCAGGGGUAGCGGUUGAGGAGGUAUAUUUCGUUGACUAUAAGGUAUAUGGCGAAUAUGGUGGACUACUUAGUAUAUUGUAUUGUAUUAUUAGCUAUGGCCAGCAGAAUGAUGAGUUACUUCUCCUCUCGUUUUAUUUACAACAAACAUGGUUUGCAGAAUAUGCUAAUAGGUAUGCUACCUACCUCAUGGAUCCUUUCUUGAUCAAAUAG
Rasamsonia emersonii CBS 393.64 is the source of this 1026-nucleotide messenger RNA. RefSeq lists its product as uncharacterized. The transcript has 4 exons. Bases 1 to 1026 code for a protein of 341 amino acids. The record is from RefSeq and is a predicted model, not a curated record. NCBI's taxonomy places the organism in Eukaryota, Fungi, Ascomycota, Eurotiomycetes, Eurotiales, Trichocomaceae.